Messenger RNA from Pediculus humanus corporis (human body louse), 945 nucleotides. RefSeq names its product serine/threonine-protein kinase, putative. The transcript has 6 exons. Bases 1 to 945 code for a protein of 314 amino acids. NCBI's taxonomy places the organism in Eukaryota, Metazoa, Arthropoda, Insecta, Psocodea, Pediculidae. Gene Ontology annotation, biological process: protein phosphorylation. Gene Ontology annotation, molecular function: ATP binding; protein serine/threonine kinase activity. The record is from RefSeq and is a predicted model, not a curated record.
AUGGGAAACCUUUUUCGAAAGUCUAAUUCAUGUCAAAAUUCAGUCAAUUUAAACAAUGGACUGGAUGAUAAUACACUUGUAAAAUAUCUCAAUGUCAACCGACCAAAUUUUUACGAGGCAAAUUUUCUAACAGUCUAUCAAGCCAAAACUCGAGUUCCUCAUUCUCCAGUUUCACACGGCCUUGGGGUAGAUUUUCCAAAAGAAAAUAAAACACUAAGUCCAUUAAGCUUAUCAAAAACCAAUUGGCCUGUGCCUUUUUUUGAAUCAUUAUUUCUUCCCGAAUUUAAAAUAAGAGAAGAUGUGACUGAAGAUUCCUUUUCUAUUAUUGGAACUAUUUCUUCAGGAGCCUUUAGUAAUGUGUAUCAAGUAAAAAAGAACGAUGAUAAUAAAAUUUAUGCUAUGAAAGUUCUUUCGAAAGCUCAAUUGGUUGCAAAUAAUUUAAUCGAUCAAGUCAAAGAAGAAGUUAAAAUUCAAAAAGUUAUUGGUCAUAAUCCAUUUAUUGUACAUUGCCCUUAUCAUUGGCAAAGUAGAAAACAAUUGUACAUUGUUAGCGAGUUCAUUUCAGGGGGAGAAUUAUUUAAAUUACUUCAAGAAAAAAAUUUUUUACCUUUGGACAUUGUCAAGUUAUAUGUAGCUGAAUUAGCCAUGGCACUUGAUUUUUUACAUAAUGCUGGCAUUAUAUACAGAGACUUAAAAUUAGAGAAUAUUUUAUUAAAUAGCGAUGGACAUAUUCAGCUAAUAGAUUUUGGUUUAUCAAAAUGGUUAAAAUAUGGAAUGAGAACCAAUACAAUAUGUGGAACUUUACAGUAUAUUGCUCCUGAAGUUUUGCAACAGAAAUCAUAUAGUCAUGCUGUCGAUUGGUGGUCAUUAGGAAUCGUUUUAGUAUACAUGAUUUCCGGGCAGGUAAGAACUUUAAUAAAUAUUUUCUAUUGCAUUUCGAUUUGA